This is a messenger RNA of Thecamonas trahens ATCC 50062, 1197 nucleotides long. RefSeq lists its product as uncharacterized. Lineage: Eukaryota; Apusomonadida; Apusomonadidae. Gene Ontology annotation, cellular component: mitochondrial inner membrane. The record is from RefSeq and is a predicted model, not a curated record. The transcript has 3 exons. The coding region runs from base 1 to 1197 and encodes 398 amino acids. Gene Ontology annotation, biological process: mitochondrion inheritance.
AUGCAGCGACUGGUGGCCAUUGCCGGCGGUGGGGCGGUGGUGGGCGUGGGCGCUGGACUGUGGACAUGGUGGGGCGGUGAGGAUGCGGAGCGAAGGAGGCUGGCUUGGCUCUCACGACGGCUGACGGCAUAUGCUGGCUACUCGGUGGUGGUGGGUGCGGUUGAGGUGAGCUUUACGGCAAGGGACGGCUUGGUGCUCGAGCUGGCCAAGCUGCGCAUUCUGCGGACGCCCGACACCAUCGCCCUGCUCGGCACCGAUGCCAAUACGCAGCACCUCAACUUGAGUGUGCGCAAGGCGCGGCUGCGGCUCUCGGCGCUGCGGUGGAUGGAAGGCAAAGGCUUGGUCCACUCGGCAGAGGUCACGGGCAUCCGCGGUGCCCUCGACCGGCGGCAUCUGGCAUGGGCGACGCCGCCGCAUCGGGCAGUUCUGCCUGAUGUGCUCGCAGAGUACUCUGUCGGCCCGGCGUCUGGUGUGCCUCUCCUCGCGCACGAGUACCAUCAAGAGUUUGUCAAGUUUGAGGUCCACGACUGCGAGGUGGCGGUGUACCAGGCUGGGCGAGUCCCGCUCGAUCUGGCCGUCUCGUCAGCAGUACUCCAGCCGUAUCGCUACCAGUGGCAGCACAUGGACAUUUCGCGGGCGACGUGGUUCCGCGGCUCGUUUGAUGCCAUGCCAGACGGGAGCUCUGCCGAGUUUGCCAUUGCCCCGCUGGCGACAAGCCGGACACGCCAGGUCGACAUUCACAUGGAGAUCACGUUUCCGCCGCCACCGGAGCGUGGCGAGUCUUUGCACCGGCGCAAGUUUGGCUACACUGCGGGUAACCGGUCGCUGGCGGCGCAGAACAAGCUGCCAGCGCCGCGGCGGGUGGCGUACAAGGUCCAUCUCGUGCUGCGUGACGUGCGGACGUCGACGCCGCACAUCGACAUCUGGUCGCCGUGGUCGGCGCUGUAUGGCCAGCUUGCACGGCCGAUUGUGGCGUACCUCAAUGUGCACCCCACCCGGAUUGAUCUUGACUUUGGGUUUGUUCUCGACGAGGCCUCGUUUGACGGCUCGAUGGGGCCGUGGGCUGCCGGAGUGUGGGACGCGCUUUCGCUUGGCGUCUACGACUCGCUUGUGGCCAAGUUGCCAUCGUCACGCCCGGCGCUGUUUGCGCUCAUGGCGUCGUCGUGGGCAGGGUGGGUUGGCCACGCCGGACCCUGA